AGGGACAAAGAACUAUAAAGAGAGAAGUGUUUAAAAAAAAACAUAGUAGGAGAAUUGAAAAAGGAAGUUCUGGAUCAGUAACUUAGUCUGCUCAGCUAAACCUGGACAGUUUCAGGACUAUCUUGUGAAAUGGCUCUCCUGAUCUUUGUCUUGGUCUUAACUUUUAUCCAGGUGGAAUUUGAAAGCGUUUCCGCCUCAAAUGUCCUCUUUGGCCCAAAGCAGAUAACUGGAUUGGUGGAAGGUUCCGUGAGUAUCAAAUGUUUCUAUCCUCCCACGAGUGUGAAUAUUCAUUCCAGGAAGUACUGGUGCAGGGAAUCAACAAGACGUUGUUACACCUUUAUUUCAUCUAAUGGUUUUGUUCUCAAAGAUUACAAAGACAGAGCCUCCAUAACUGACUUUCCGGAGAAUGGCAUGUUCAUCAUAGAAAUAUCAGACCUGAGAUUCAAAGAUAUGGGUCUAUACAGAUGUGGCAUUGGUUUAAAUGACUAUGGAUUGUCCUUUAAAGUCCAGCUGGAAGUUACUCAAGACCAAGUACCACCCGAGGAAGCACAACUUUAUUAUGCUGAGCAGCAAAAAACAGUGACCAUGACCUGCAACUUUGGUGUGCAGUAUGCAAGUUACAGGAAAUACCUGUGCAAGAUGACAAAGAGCAACUGUUACAAUGUGAUUGAUACAUAUGGAAAUGUGGAACCAUCCUACUUAGGAAGAACUCUGUUGACCAAUCUUGGUACACCUGGAGCUUUCAGUGUCAUUGUGAGCCAGUUAAAGAAAGAAGAUUCAGGUUUAUAUCUUUGUGGAGCUGGGAAUUAUGGAGCAGAUGGAGAAUCCAAAAAGUUAGAUCUACAUGUCUAUGAAGAUGGAUUGGCACCUAAACAACAGUCAGUGUUAAAUGGAGUCCAGGGUGGCUCUGUGACUGUUGAAUGUCAUUAUAAUCCAAAAGAAAACAAUACAUUGAAAUACUGGUGCAAGUGGAAAAAAAAUGGAUGUACUGAAUUAAUAAGCAAUAAAGGCUUUGUGCUGGAUUCCUAUGAGGGAAGACUUAUGAUGCAUGAUGAUCCAGAAAAUGGCACAUUCACUAUCAUACUGAACCAACUGCAAAAGGAUGACAUAGGCUAUUACUGGUGUAUGACUGAUGGAAAAUCGGAAAGGAAGUCCUCAGUAGAGCUGAAGAUUGUAGAAGGACAACCUUCAUUACUAACAAAGAAACAAGUUCGCGCUGUUGCUGGCUCCUCUCUGACUAUAUCAUGCUCUUAUCCAUGCAAAUAUUUUACAUAUCAGAAAUAUUGGUGCAAAUGGAAGAACACUGAAUGUAAACCACUCAUCUUAUCUGAACAAAACCAGACCGGCUUGGUAGUUAGCUGUGACAAAGAUAAUAGAAUUUUAACUUUGAGCUUUGACCAGGUGGCACCCACGGACCAAGGAUGGUAUUGGUGUGGUGUUAAACAUGGACAGCAAUAUGGAGAAACAGCUGCAUUGCAACUGCAAGUACAAGGAGUACUUCUAAAUUUUGAAGAAGCAUCCAGAAUCAAUGAAGACCCCAAUGAAGAGAUUGUCAUUCCUGGAAUAAAUCCUGUUAAUAGGAAUUCUCCCUUAGACAAAGCCAAUCAGGCAGCUGAAAGUGGAACUUCCUCAGGCAGCCAUGGUGAAAAUAAGAACUCUGUUGUUCUUCUUGCCACUUUGAUCCCCUGUGGAAUUGUGUUUCUGCUUCUUAUCACUGCCUUUACCAUAAAGAAGUUCAGAUUAUUUAGGAAUUCUGAUCUUGUAUCAGUUGGAAGCUACAGGACAAAUAUCAGCAUGACAGAGUUUGAGAAUGUGAGACAGUAUGGGGCAAAGGACAAUGCACAAAUGGAAGACUUUCAUGAGACCCAAAUGGGAAAGAAGGAUGAGCAUUCAGACAGUCCUAAGGGUAAACCAAAGAGGGGUUCUAAAGAGGAAGCUGAAAUGGCUUACACAACAUUCCUGCUUCAGUCAGAAAACAUUUCUUCUCAAGUAUCCUCAGAUCAAUCAUCUGCAUAAUCUCAUUUGGGAGAGCUCUGCAGAUCAGUGAAAACUAAUUAUGCCUUAAUGAUUGAAGACAGAUCAUGACUGGAAUCAGCAAAUGCAUUCUUAUACUCAUUUUGAUAAUUUCUCAGAUAAUUUCAGUGUCAUCACAACUUAUCCAAUUACACACUUCUGAGUCUGAUAUAUUGGUUUAAGAGUUAAACAGAUUUACUCAAAUUGAACAAUAACCUUCUUAAUCUUAUAAAUAUAACCAACUGUGUUUUGAAAUGAUAUUCAGAAGUUUUGCAUAUGUGAUUUGGUUGUCUUCCUAUAAAAUGCAGAAAUUCUACAGAUCCUAAUGGUAAUGUGUUUUCAUAAAAUACUGGGUUAAUCAGGGGGCAAAGAAGGAUUCCACUCCCUCCCCAUUAGAUUAACCCAAGAUUAAGUAUACCGUAUUUACUCUGGAAAGCUCAUCAAAUUAUCUUUUUUUUUUUUCAUUUUGACAACUUUAUUCUGAUGUCUAUAGGCAGAGCAAUAAUAGCUAGUGGUCUAAGUACAUUUCAGGACAGGACAGGGAUUUUAAUCACCUGACUCUAGCUCUAGUGCACCCUAGACCUUCAUCUGGGAGAAAGGAAGACAAUGAAAGCAAUGGCUUCACCUCUGGGCUGGGCUUCACAUCUAAACCAUUGAUCUUUUGAUGCAAGGCAGUAAAAUUGAUGAAUUAAAAUGUAAUCCUGAAUUAGUUGCACAUUUUGGAUGUGUGUGUGUGUGUGUGUAUGCAUACAUACAUACGUACACACACACACAUACAUAUACACAUGCACAUAUAUACUGUAUAUCCAUUGAUAGCAGCAGUCACAGCAACAAUUACACCUAUAAUACAAUAAGACUAUGGUUGAAUAGGGGUCUCCAAUGAAUGCCCUCUCUUUGGCCCUUUUACAAUUUUACAAAGGCUCAGGCGACAAUACACUUAAAAACUCCAUUGAUACCAAAUGUUAGAAUGCUUUAAGUGUAAAUAUAUUUAAGAAUGGGACAACCUAGAAAAAACCCUGAGCAACAGGCAGAAUUAAAUCUCUUACUUUAAACUAAAUCCCAAGAACUAAAUAAAGUAGACUCACUGCUACAUCUGAAAAACAGAAAAAGCCCAAGCACAAAAGUGCAAUAAGAAUAAAAUAAAAAAAUAUUUUUGUUUUGUGUGUUUUAUUGUGCAAAUUAACAGCCUGAGUAUUUCCAUGAUGACUGCAGCUGUGUAGUCUGCAGGCCCUCUGCAGAUAGUUGUAAUUUUGCAACCAUCUCCAUCAGACAAAAGUGCUCAAUAAAUUAUUAACUGGGUGUACUAAAAUAUUCCGCAUUCACGACAAUGAAUUUGAUUAAAACCAUGUAGAAUAAUCAUCCUCCUAUAGAUAUUUUCAAGUCAAAACUGAAAGCAAAAGCAUUUGUUACUGAUUAUGAUCCCUGAAUCCUAAGUGAUCCUCUGCUGAAUUUAGCUAUUGAUGUGCUUUUGAAAUUUUUAAAAAAAACCAACAAUGAACCAUCUUUUGUAAUACUAAUGAUUUUAUUUGAUCAUUAUGGAAUAAAUGAGUUGAAGACACAUAUAAUGUUUAUUAUGUUAUGAUUUCAUCAAUAAAUAUUUAAUGAAGCA
Molecule: messenger RNA, 3622 nt
Organism: Thamnophis sirtalis
Lineage: Eukaryota; Metazoa; Chordata; Lepidosauria; Squamata; Natricidae
Gene: PIGR
Product: polymeric immunoglobulin receptor
Cellular component (GO): plasma membrane
Molecular function (GO): transmembrane signaling receptor activity
Source: RefSeq, a predicted model, not a curated record